This is a messenger RNA of Copidosoma floridanum, 1215 nucleotides long. Its product is annotated as CLIP domain-containing serine protease B4. The record is from RefSeq and is a predicted model, not a curated record. Gene Ontology annotation, molecular function: serine-type endopeptidase activity. Lineage: Eukaryota; Metazoa; Arthropoda; Insecta; Hymenoptera; Encyrtidae. Gene Ontology annotation, biological process: proteolysis.
AAUAUCUGAAGUACUUUGUUAAAGUUCUUUCCUUUUUUUUUUAAAUACAUUGAAAAUAUUUGCUGGCAGUAUAACUUUUUGUAGAAAAAUCGUACGGAAAACACUUCUAAAUAAUAGGUGAAAAUGAAGAUCCCAUGUAUGAUUUUUUUCUUCUUGACAACAUUACCAAGUAAUAAACUCGUCACGACAAACGCCUACGAAAUCGUUAAGCUCAACCGCACAGCGGACCCAUGGAGUUUCGAGUACCAUCAGAACAGCGACGAGGCCAGAACCUCGAAGAAGCUUCCCCCACUACCACCCAAUGUCAACAAACAUCCGCGCCUUCCUCUGGUAAAUCGCGAAAACUGUGGCAUCUCCAGUAAUCAUCAGCCUUUCAUAUUUGGUGGCAGCAAAACCCAUCUGUUUGAAUAUCCAUGGAUGGCUCUGAUCGGUUACAUUGCAGACGACAAUGAACGCCCGCGUGGAAGCUCAGUCGUGCCGGUUUUUCGCUGCAGCGGUACCAUUAUCAACCGUCGAUACGUACUCACUGCUGCUCACUGUCUUGUUGAUCUGCCCAAGGGGAUGAAGGUAUCGUUCGUAAGGGUCGGUGAGUACAAUCUUAACAGGAUGAGAGACUGCGAGCGCCUCGACGAAGGCACCAUAACAAUUUGUGCCAAUGAGCAUCAAGACAUCGGUAUCGAAAGCACCCACUCGCACAAAGGAUACUCGGAUGUCAGUUGGCGCAAUGACGUCGCACUCAUCAGACUGAACGCGACGUUAAAGUUCGAGAAUCAGCACAGCGUCCUUCCGAUUUGUUUGCCCUUGAACGCGACCUUUCGCAUAGCAACGACCACGAGAGGCAGCACCGUCACAGCCACAGGUUGGGGCGUAACGAGUCUGGGGUCUCAAAAGAGCCUAAGUCCCAAACUAAUGAGGGCCGAGUUGGCUCUGCAACCCCUCGAGCGUUGCUCCAGAGCCUUUGCGAACCGAUUGUUCGUCAAACUCUGGCAUAAACAGAUCUGCGCUGGGGGUAAUGGCAGUACCGGGAGUACUUGCACCGGCGACAGCGGUGGUCCCCUGCAAACCAUCGUGUCGUUACCGAACGGAGAGACUAGGAUCGUCCAGAUUGCCGUUAUCAGCUUUGGUCUGACGGAAUGCUCUGGAGAUGGCGCCUACGGGGUUUACACGGAUUUGGCGUACUACGUCGAUUGGAUACUCGACCAGCUCACGGAAUGA